GAACUCAAAAUUAUAGUAAAGUGAUGAAUGAAAUGAACAAUUGAGUAAAAAGGUGACGACGACUGAAGGACUUGCAAGUAAACUUUUAAAUGCAAGUGUUAGAGUUACACCGAAUGACAAACCAACAAGUCCUGAAGAAAAAGUAGUCGCUCUAUCAUCAUCAUCGGAAUCAAGAGAAAUGGUAGGAGGAAAGUUGGGACAAAAACCAUCAUCUUCAUCAAAAGGAGCGCGAUCAGAAGAUGGUAAAUCUGAAAUACAAGUCGGUACCAGUACAUUAUUAAAGAAUUAUGCAGUAUGUGGAAAAGCAGCAAUUGGGAAAGGUGCAACUGCUGUCAUUAGAUUAGCACAUAAAUGGGAUAGACAAACUGAUAAACUCUAUGUAGUUGAAGAGUUUCAAAAACAUAGAAAGAAUGAAAGUGAAAAAGAAUAUGUUAAGAAAUGAACUAGCGAGUUUUGUAUCUCUUAAGUAGUACAAUCAGUGAAUGAAUUUUCAAAGCAA
Melampsora larici-populina 98AG31 is the source of this 499-nucleotide messenger RNA. RefSeq lists its product as uncharacterized. The record is from RefSeq and is a predicted model, not a curated record. The transcript has a single exon. Bases 179 to 442 code for a protein of 87 amino acids. Lineage: Eukaryota; Fungi; Basidiomycota; Pucciniomycetes; Pucciniales; Melampsoraceae.